AUGGCAUCCGACAACAAGACGAUUGUUCCCCCUAGGCGGGCGAAUACUGAUUACCCGCUCAUUGACUCCGAUCCACACGUGAGACGAGUUUUCGGAUACGCUAGACCCUCUGAUUACGCCAUUGCUGGUGGCAUGGCUGCUGCCUCCCCAUUCUCGUUCUGGAUGAUGGAACGGGUGAGUCCGUCCCAUGUGGGCAAAGGAGGCUUCGCCCCGGUUAUGCGUCUAGCGACAGCUAUCGGCCUUGUCGGAGGUCUCCAUAUCCUUUAUCAGCGAUCUUGCAACCGCUUCUACGGGUUUACGGAGAAUUCAAGGGAGGUCCAAAUGGACAAUAGGGAGAUGGUUGACAAAGUCAAGAAGGGCGAGCCUUUGUACGGUGCCUCGAAACUUUCCUCUUACCUACAAGGCGUGGCGGCGAGGAACUCGCGAUAUUCUGAACUGUUUAUCCAUGUUAUCCCAUGGGUCAACGCCGUCAAUCACGAUCAGCACGGAAUUGACACCGCCAAGUAUUAUCAACAAGCUGAGAGGGAACUUGAAGCUGAGAAGGCCGGCUCUAACUAA
Aspergillus chevalieri is the source of this 558-nucleotide messenger RNA. RefSeq names its product putative NADH-ubiquinone oxidoreductase 21 kDa subunit. Bases 1 to 558 code for a protein of 185 amino acids. The transcript has 5 exons. Lineage: Eukaryota; Fungi; Ascomycota; Eurotiomycetes; Eurotiales; Aspergillaceae. The record is from RefSeq and is a predicted model, not a curated record.